This is a messenger RNA of Pochonia chlamydosporia 170, 282 nucleotides long. RefSeq lists its product as hypothetical. The transcript has a single exon. The coding region runs from base 1 to 282 and encodes 93 amino acids. The record is from RefSeq and is a predicted model, not a curated record. Lineage: Eukaryota; Fungi; Ascomycota; Sordariomycetes; Hypocreales; Clavicipitaceae.
AUGCAGUAUGGCACAACAGGGAAGAGAGAAGCCUCGAAACACUUCGAUAGAACUGGUGUGACAACCAGUCUCAGCAUCCCAAAGGAGCAAGAAGUCUCGGAAGGGGCGUCGGCCCCAAGCCAAGCUUGGUCCAGGUCCAGGCCCAAGCCCCAGUCGACCAAUGGAGCGACAUGGAGACACGGAGGGAGGGAAUUUGAAGAUCUCAACUGUGAGUCUGUGACUGACCCACACACCUCACAGCUGAGCAUUGAUCGCCCUGGUCAAAAUUCCUUGUUGAAAUAG